Chrysoperla carnea is the source of this 2784-nucleotide messenger RNA. It is a transcript of the gene Smyd3, whose product is annotated as histone-lysine N-methyltransferase SMYD3. The transcript is spliced from 7 exons. The record is from RefSeq and is a predicted model, not a curated record. Lineage: Eukaryota; Metazoa; Arthropoda; Insecta; Neuroptera; Chrysopidae. The coding region runs from base 328 to 1728 and encodes 466 amino acids. Gene Ontology annotation, cellular component: nucleus. Gene Ontology annotation, molecular function: protein binding.
AUGUUCUACGUAGUUAAAAGAUCUUUUAAACUAAAAAUAUCAUUAGAUUUGUUUUCACUUCUAGGUAUCUGCAGGUGCCCAAAAUUAUGAUUAACGAAUAAAUGCAUUAAUCAAAAGUAAAUCUGCUGUAAUAACUAUUCAAGUACCUGAAUAAACAGACUGUUAUUUCACGGUAUUCAACUAAAAAUAAAAUCCACUUCCAAGGGGAUUUUAUAUUAGUUAUGAAAUAUUCAAUAAUACAGAGACUUUAAAUAUUAAUAUCACUCUCUCUUCUAACGUUCUUACGUUCACUGACCGACCGGUUAUCGUAAUCUAUUAUACAACGUUAUGAAUAGUUUAAAAAUUGAAAAUAUGAAAAAUAAAUCGAUUGGUUCUAUUAAACCGGGUACAACAAUUUUAACCGAACAACCUUUUGUAUUUGUUUUAAAAUCUAAAUUACGUACAGAAGCAUGUGAUCAUUGUUUGGAAAGGGGGAAAGUGUUGAAAUGUUCCGUCUGCCAAUAUGUAUAUUAUUGUAAUCGAAAUUGUCAAAGGGAAGCUUGGUCUUUACAUAAACUGGAAUGUUCAAAUUUAAAACAAAUCGCACCAAAAAUAUUACCAGAUUCAGCGCGAUUAAUGGCACGUUUAAUAUUAAAAUUGCAAAAGGGCGGUGAUCAUGAAAAAUCUUACUAUUCGGAAAAUAAAUUUCGAAAAUUUAAAGAUCUUAUGUCACAUUAUUCGGAUAUCAAAAUUGAACAAAAAAGGCAAGAGCAUUUUACAUCAAUGUGUGCGGUUUUAUUUGAAUAUUUAAAAAAUAUAACUAUUCCAAAUUCAGCUGAAUUAAUGGGAAUAUAUGGAAGGAUGUGUAUUAAUUCUUAUAAUAUUUUGGAUCCUGAAAUGAAUAGUGUUGGUACUGGAUUAUAUUUGGCAGCAUCAAUUAUCGAUCAUUCGUGUGAUCCUAGUGCUGUUGCAGUUUUUAAAGGAACCACAAUUAAUAUUCGAACUGUAAAAUCUUUGCCUUCAUUAAAUUGGCAAGAGAUAUUCAUAAGUUACAUUGACGUGUUAAAUUCACCAUUCGGACGCCAAGAAGCUUUACAACAAUCAUAUUAUUUCUUGUGUAAAUGUCCACGAUGUUUACAUGAUGGUCAAAAUUUAAUAAUGUUUAGUGGUGUGUGUCCAAAUAAAGAUUGUACUGCACCAAUUAUUAUGAAUAAUAAUGGAAGUAAAAAGGAUGAUAAUUCACAAAAAUGUUCUGCAUGUAAUGCAGAAAUUGGUAAAAAAUAUAUUGAUAAUUAUCGAAGUGUCGAAGAAUUUACGGAAAUGCAAUUGAAAACAAUGGAACAAAAAUCAAUGGCGUAUUUAGAUGUGUGCAAAUUAUGCUUGGGAAAACAGAAAAAUGUUUUUUAUAAACUUAAUUUAUUACAUGUGAAAACUUUAGAUACAGCAUUAGAAAGUUGUAUUGAGUUAGGACGAUGGUCAGAUGCUAUUUUCUUUGGAAAACAACUAAUAGAUGGCUACAAGUAUUAUUACGGUGAAAUUCAUCCAAUGCUUGGAUUAUUGUAUUUAAAAUUGGGAAAAAUAUUAGUUUAUGAAAAUAAAUCAUCAGAAGCAUUAAAAUACCUUCAAGAAUCAGCAAAUAUUUUACAUAUUACGCAUGGGCCAUGCCAUUCUUUAUGCCGUACUGAAUUAGAUCCAUUAUUAAAACAAGCGAUUUUAGAAUCGUCAAUUAUAAAUAGUAAUGGUUAUUAACGAUUACUUUUACGGUAUUACCUCUCUUUAAGGUAGUAUAGCAGUCUCAAGCAUCACAGUUAACUAAUAUUUUAAAUAAAUUUGAAUUUUUUACCGUAUCGUUUAAGAGAUAUAAUUAAUUAAAGUUAUGCAAAAAUACACGGGCUCUUGUCUUUUUGUUCAAAUUCUCCGGAAAUGGUUUAUGUAUGUAAAAUGGGCACGGUUCAUCAUCUAUAGUAAAAAACACCAAUAAAAACGUAUUUUUUGUUGGAUUUCAAUAUGAUUUAAUGCAGUUUAAAAAAAAUUUGUCAACUUGGGGGUUUGCCCUUGUUUUUCGAGUAACAGUCAUAUUUAGGGGAAAUUUAAGGGGAAAAUAAAUUCCGGUAAAUAUUUAUCGUCUAUUCCUUCUUAUUUGCGGCAUAUUUACCAUUAAAAAAUAUUUUUUAAUAAAUAAAUAAAAAUGAGAUUUAACCUCUGUUUCUCAAACAUACGUCUAUAACAGAAACCGCCCACAUCAUUAUCUUUUAAUCUUUAUUCUAUUUAAAAUAAUAUUUAUUCUAUUCAAGGUGAAGUCGGUUACUUAGUUCUUAUUCAAUCAACGACAGUGUAAUCAAUUUACUUAAUUUAUAAUUGAUUAGACCGCUGUUGCCCGGAUUCGAACCCCCACCUCCUCCACUUGGCCUGUAUGGUAAAAUAAAAGGUAAAUGUGUGUUUGUUUACUCAAAAUAUUUUGAAAUAUUGCGGAUCACAUAUUUACCAGUAAUACCAACUUAAAUAUUUUACGAAAGUUGUUAUGGCUUCAAUACUGCUAUACUUCCUGAAGUAUUAUUUUGAUUAUGAUUUCUGACCAGUUUACAUUUUCUAAGAAAUAGAUCUUUCAUUUUCGACAAACAGAGAUUGGCGAUAUUAUUUUUAUAAAUCUUAUUUUUAUACUGAAUUACGUUAAGUUAUUGAUAACUACGUUCAGAGUUACAAAUGAAUAUGAAAUAUAUAAUUUUAUUUAUUAUUUUUUAUAAUUUUUGUUGAAAACUUGAAACCUUACUUAACGUAUGGGUUCCUAGGUUUUCAAUUAUCAAA